Phyllostomus hastatus (greater spear-nosed bat) is the source of this 456-nucleotide messenger RNA. Its product is annotated as peptidyl-prolyl cis-trans isomerase A-like. The transcript has a single exon. Gene Ontology annotation, molecular function: peptidyl-prolyl cis-trans isomerase activity. NCBI's taxonomy places the organism in Eukaryota, Metazoa, Chordata, Mammalia, Chiroptera, Phyllostomidae. The record is from RefSeq and is a predicted model, not a curated record. The coding region runs from base 1 to 456 and encodes 151 amino acids. Gene Ontology annotation, biological process: protein peptidyl-prolyl isomerization.
AUGUUCUUCAACAUCACUGCUGACGUCGAGCCUUUGGGCAGCAUCUCCUUCAAGCUGUUUGCAGACAAAGUUCCAAAGACAGCAAAAAACUUUUGUGCUCUGAGCACUGGGGAGAAAGGAUGUGGUUAUAAAGGCUCCUGCUUUCACAGAAUUAUUUCGGGAUUUACGUGCCAGGGUGGUGACUUCACACACCACAACAGCACAGGUGGCAAGUCCAUCUAUGGGGAGAAAUUUGAUGAUGAGAAUUUUGUCCUGAAGCACACAGGUCCUGGCAUCUUGUUCAUGGCAAAUGCUGGACCCAACACAAAUGGUUCCCAGGUUUUCAUCUGCACUUCCAAGACCGAGUGGCUGAACAGCAAGCAUGUGGUGUUCGGCCAGGUGAAAGAUGGCAUGGGUAUCUUUCACCUGGUGGUAACUCGUGGACCCAUAGUGUUCCACAAAUGGCAACACCAGUAA